Messenger RNA from Hyaloscypha bicolor E, 183 nucleotides. RefSeq lists its product as uncharacterized. The annotation marks the transcript as partial. The transcript has a single exon. NCBI's taxonomy places the organism in Eukaryota, Fungi, Ascomycota, Leotiomycetes, Helotiales, Hyaloscyphaceae. The record is from RefSeq and is a predicted model, not a curated record.
UUUAAGGGCAUUAGACUAAUACUUUCAGGUGCCGUUUCUAUAAAUACUAUUAAGUUCUAUAUAUAUAGAAAUAUAAAGCGGAUUCUGUCUAAUAUAAAUAAUAGUUAUAAAACUACUUGGGUUUAUUUAAUAGCUACUAUUACUAUAGGUAUUAUUAUAAGUACUACUAUAAAUCCGAUCUGA